CGCUGUGUGUGUCAGUACAGUAGCCCGGACGGCUCCGUGUCGUCUCGUACCGUGGUCAUCCCGUCAAGCGUGCUCGGUUGCGACAUGACCAGAGCCUCGCAGACCUCGUCAUUCAAAUAUGGAGCAGUUUAAAGCAAUCAUUUCGGUACUUUGGAUAUUACUGCUCAACAGAAACGAGGAGUGCAGUGCAGAGGAAGUUGUCUUGCUGAAUUCUAAGGAGUCCCAGGCAGAGCUGGGUUGGACCUCAUAUCCUUCUAAUGGGUGGGAGGAAAUCAGCGGUGUUGAUGAGAAAUACAAGCCCAUUCGCACGUAUCAAGUAUGCAACGUGAUGGAGCCCAGUCAGAACAACUGGCUCCAGACGGGUUGGAUAUGGCGGCAGGGUGGCCAGCGCAUCUUCAUUGAGCUGCAGUUCACCCUGCGAGACUGCAACAGCAUCCCAGGCGUGUCCGGUAGCUGUAAGGAGACCUUCAACCUUCUCUACGCCGAGUCCGACUGGGACCUGGGCCGUGUCACCCGUGAAGACCGCUACAGCAAAAUCGACACCAUUGCGGCAGAUGAAAGUUUCACUCAGGGUGAUUUGGGAGAACGUAAGAUGAAACUUAACACUGAAGUCCGUGAGAUAGGACAUCUCAACCGCAAAGGGUUCCAUCUGGCCUUCCAGGAUGUGGGUGCGUGUGUCGCGCUGGUUUCCGUGAGAGUGUACUACAAACGUUGUUUAUCAACGGUGCAGAAUUUAGCAGUAUUCCCGGACACAGUAGCUGAAGCUGCCUUCUCGACUUUGGUGGAGGUGAGAGGGUCGUGCGUGAAUAACUCUGAGGUGGACACAGACAGUCCUCCCAGAAUGCAUUGCAGUGCUGAAGGAGAGUGGCUGGUGCCCAUUGGUAAAUGCAGCUGCAGUGCUGGCUAUGAGGAGGGACACAGCAGCUGUGAGGCCUGUCCCCCGGGCACUUACAAGAUGUCGUCACGGCAGCAAGAGUGUUUCUCAUGUCCAGCUAACAGUAAGGCUGAAGAAGAGGGCUCUGUGCUGUGUGUGUGCGAAGAUGACCACUUCAGAACUCCGCUGGACCCUCCAUCCGCACCCUGCACACGCCCUCCCUCUCCACCUCGUGAUCUGGUCUACACCCUCAAACAGUCCACGCUCAUUCUAGAGUGGGCCGCUCCGAAUGAUUCAGGCGGCCGAGGGGAUCUCACCUACAGCAUAGGCUGCCGGCGAUGCAUCGGCCCCCCGCGGGCCCUGCAGGUGCAGUGUGAACCCUGCGGAGCCAGCAUGGGCUUCGUACCACAGCAGAGCGGCCUGACAGAGCGCACAGUCACCAUCGUGAACCUGCUGCCCAACACAAACUACUCCUUCAGCGUGGAGGCCCAGAACGGCGUCUCGGAGUUACUCCCCAACAAAAGGUUCUACACGCAGGUCAACAUCUCCACCAGCCUCCCAGCGCCUUCCCAGGUUAACGAGCUGCGAGCGGAGAAGGUUGAGCAGCGCAGUGUGACUCUGGCUUGGAGGGAACCCGUUGUGUAUCCCAACAGCAGCCGCACUGAAUAUGAGAUCAAAUACUAUGAAAAGGACCAGAAAGAUCAGCGUUAUUCCACAGUAAAGACGGCUGCCACCAGAAUUAGCGUCAACAACCUGAAACCAGGCACAACCUACGUCUUCCUCAUCCGAACCUGCUCCAGUCCAGCACUUUCAUCUCUUUCCUCCUCUCCUCUUUCUUCUUCUUCCUCCUCCUCCUCUUCCUCCUCUUUGUCUCCAUCUUCGCCGUCUGCUUCCUCUUCCUCUUCCAGCCCUGUGGCAGCUGUGUCGCCCCCUUCGCUUGACUACGGGGCAUACAGCUCUCCGCUGGAGCUGCAGACGCUGGUGGAACUGGCCUUGGCCUCUAGUGAACAGAGUCCUGUGGUGAUCAUCGUGGUAGUUUCGGUGGCUGCUCUCAUCAUGUUACUGACACUUGGAGUUGGGUUGCUCAUCUGGAGAAGUGGCUUCUCCAGACCGUCCAAUGUAGCUCCUACUCGCGUGGUGCUGCUCUCUACCUCCUUCUCUACUCUUCCUCCUCCUCCUCUUCCUCCCUCCACGCAGCUGUCUCCCAGACAGUGUGGCUACAGUAAAGCCAGCCAGGAGGGGGAUGAGGAACUCUACUUCCAGUUUAAAAUCCCAACUCGAAGGACCUAUAUUGACCCAGAAACCUGUGAAGAUCUGCUCCAGACUGUUCAUGCCUUUGCCAAAGAGCUGGACAUAUCUAGCAUCAAGAUCGAGAGGAUAGUCCAUACAGGAGACUUUGGGGAGGUGUGUCGAGGUUGCCUGAAACUUCCCAGCAAACGAGAGUUGCCUGUGGCCAUAAAGACCCUACGUGCGGGCUGCUCGGAAAAACAGAGACGCUCAUUCCUCAGCGAAGCAGGAAUUCUGGGACAGUUUGAUCACGCCAGCAUUGUACGUCUGGAGGGAGUCAUCACCAGAGGUCAGUAGAGACAAAGAGAUUGUGCACUGAAUAGAUGGUAAGGAAGAAAAGAGAGCUGUAUGGGACACACCUCUGUAGAAAAUGAAAGCUGUAGGGCGAUUGGGACGAUUUCUUCCAGGACAGGGAAAGACAAAGAAUGAGAGGAAUUAGGGAUUUGAUGGCCCUCACCUGAAAGAGUUUCAGGAGGCAGAAUAGAUGGUAUGUCCCUCCACUGAAAAAGAAAAAAGGAGGAAUGAGCCAGUUGUCCCACUGCAGUAAUGGAAAAAGAAUGAUAAGCCAUUGAUUGGACACUUUAUUGGGAAGUGGACCCUUGAAUAAAUGGGCCGGUCCUCAAAAGCGCAAGAACAGAAAGGGAGGGAAAGAUCGAUACUUGCAGGAUGGAUGAUCAUCAGAAUUAAAAGAUCAAGGACAAUGAGGAGCUGUAGAUGUUAUCACCUCCAGGAAGGACAGAACGAGGAGAAUCAAGCUUAAAUGAAACUGGUAACUCUCAGUCAACAAGCGUGAUGAAGGGAAACUUGGCUCGGGGUGGAGAUGUACGGAGAGAGAAGAACAGAUCCAUCUUUAGAUUGAUCGAUGUGAUGUUCCUGGAGAUAAAACAGCUAGAUGGAUUUGCCUUGCGUGUUCUUGCCGAAAGGAAUAAGGGAUGAUGAAGGUGUUGUGAAGACAGGGAAGACCAGAGGGGAAGCUAGAAUUGCUGAAUUAAAGAACUAGCAGUGCUGAUAUUAGUUUGGGACUUUGUGUAUUAGUGUUGAAGGAAUUAUUAACGUUUGUGAUCUAACAUUAAAUCUACAUGUAAAAAAUGAUAGAAAUGUGGGCAUGAAGAGACGUAUUAAGAGUGUUGGAUUUUGUGCAUGUUGGAGAAGUGGUUCUCAACUCGUUAUCAUUGCAUUUACUAAAAAGAAAAAAAGGCAUUAUGCACUUUUGCAACAUUCUGUAAUUCUACAACUCUUAAUUUCUUGCUCCAAAAAGUGGAAAUUUAGUUUUCAGUGACAACUUUCCUCUUUCUUCUGACCCUUAAAACUAAACAUGCAUUUUUUGCUACUGUACCUU
This is a messenger RNA of Cyprinus carpio (common carp), 3500 nucleotides long. Its product is annotated as ephrin type-A receptor 7-like. Gene Ontology annotation, molecular function: transmembrane-ephrin receptor activity; protein binding; ATP binding. Gene Ontology annotation, biological process: axon guidance; protein phosphorylation; cell surface receptor protein tyrosine kinase signaling pathway. The coding region runs from base 119 to 2458 and encodes 779 amino acids. The transcript is spliced from 12 exons. The record is from RefSeq and is a predicted model, not a curated record. Lineage: Eukaryota; Metazoa; Chordata; Actinopteri; Cypriniformes; Cyprinidae. Gene Ontology annotation, cellular component: neuron projection; membrane.